CGUGAGCAGCCGCAGCACCCAAACUGUUCAUUCACUGGAGUCACCAAAGUAACUUUUUGGGUGGUUUUGCUUGUCUUAUCAGGCCUAAACUGUGCACUUUUUACAGCCUCGAGGGAUGCGGGUUGGGGAUGGACCGGUUGCCAUGGAAAUGGACUCUCAUCAUUCAGCAGCUGGGCAGAAAACAAAGUGACCUCUGACUGCGGCUGAAACUGCUUCCAGCUGAGCGUCUGACUGACUUUUAAUGUUGCUGGAGGGGUUGUGUGUAUCUGUGUGGUGUUACAGUUGAAUCAGAGACAUGCCGAGGACCAAAUCCUCCCAUGGUGAGUUUCCAGACUCUGAUCCAGAGGAUUUAUCAGAGGAGCUGACAGAGGAGGUGUGUGUGGAGUCAGAGCUGCAGGACGGACAGAUGAUGGAGGUUGAAGUGGGUCGUCACACCGUGUUGUUGGCACGUACCGAUGGAAAAUACAGCGCCAUCGGUAACCAGUGCACACAUUACGGAGCUCCACUGAGCAAAGGAGUUCUUACUGGCCAAAGAGUGCGCUGUCCGUGGCACGGCUCCUGUUUUAACGUCCAAACUGGAGAUCUGGAGGAGUUUCCCGGCAUAGACUGUUUACCUUGUCACAAGGUCAAUAUUCGAAACAGCAAAGUGUAUGUGUCUGUAAAUAAAAAGUCUCUCAGGCAGCAAAAAAGAAUAAAGAGUAUGGGAACGGCAGAACCAGGAGUGACUCACACUGUGCUGCUGCUGGGAGGAGGAGCUGCAUCACUGAUCUGCGCUGAGAUUCUGCGGCAGGAAAACUUCGGUGGAAGAAUCAUCAUGGUGACCAGAGACGACCUUUUACCUUACGACAAAACCCGUCUGAGCAAGGUAAUGAAUGUGGAGAGUGAAACCAUCCUGCUGAGGAGGGCGGAGUUUUUCCAACAAUAUGACAUUGAGGUGUGGCUCAAGAAAGAAGCGCUUUCCAUGGACACAGACAUGAAGACAGUCACAUUUAAUGAUGGUUCAGUGCAGAGCUACGACCAUCUCCUCAUCUCCACAGGCUGCAGAGCAAAGGGUCUGGAUGUGCCGGGCAUCAAGUUGGACAACGUCAAGAUGCUGGAGACACCAGAGGAUGCCCGACAAAUCCACGCUGCCUGUCAGGGCAGCAACAUCGUCCUCGUGGGAACCUCCUUUGUUGGUAUGGAGGUUGCAUCUUAUAUGAUAGGUAAAGCCUCCAGUAUCACAGUAAUCGGCAGCAGUGAGCUUCCGUAUCAAAACACACUGGGCCGUGAAAUCGGCAGAGUCACCAUGAUGAUGCUGUCGGAGAAGGGCGUGAAGUUCUACAUGAAUGACAGUGUGACAGAGGUCAAAGGUGUGAAUGGAAAGGUGAAGGAGGUUGUGCUAAAAAGUGGGACAGUUAUCCCAGCAGAUGUUUUGAUUGUUGGUGUUGGCAGCAUCCCAAACUCAGAGUUCCUACAAGGCACCAAAAUACAGAUGAAUGCGAAAAACUUUGUUAUUGUCGACAAGUGCAUGCGGACCAACGUCCCCGAUGUGUUCAGUGGAGGAGACGUGGUCACCUUCCCACUGGCGAUGGCCAACAACCAGCUGGUGACCAUCGGACACUGGCAGAUGGCACAAGCACACGGGAGAACAGUAGCUCUGAACAUACUGAACAAACAAAGUGAACUCAACUCAGUUCCUUACUACUGGACCGUCCUACUGGGGAAAACCAUCCGAUAUACAGGCUACGGGGAGGGAUACACUGAUAUUGUAAUCAAAGGAAGCUUUGAGCAGAGGAAGUUCCUGGCUUUGUACAUCAAGAACGACGAGGUGAUAGCAGCAGCGGGUCUAAACUACGAUCCAGUCGUGUCUGCAGUAGCUGAGAGGCUCACAGCAAGAAAAGUCAUCACAAAGAAAGAGGCUCAAUCAGAUGACCAGAGCUGGCAGCAGUUGUCCUGAUCAACACUUUCCUCCACUUGUACAUCAUCUAUACAGAGUUCACAUGCAGCCUCAGAGUCCUUCCUCCGUCUCUGCACCGAGGACGAGGUCACCUGAAUUCAACUGUUUCAAUCAGAGGAGACACAGUGGAGGUUGUGUUUACAGCUCGGUGCAGAAGUAUUGGAUUUAAACUGUACGUCAUGCAGUCGGUGUUCAUGUGAGGGGGAGUCCACGUGUAAACAACAGAUACCUCAAAUGGAUGCAGCUUUUGACACUUCUUUUUUUAAUCUAAUAUGUGUCAUUAUUUCAUUUUAACUUCAUGGACUCGUGUCUCCAGGUGACAGUCCAGAGACAUCACAUUUAAGAUGCCUCGCUGUGUCCUCUGAUGUUAAUAUUACAAAGCUGCCUUUUACUUGGAUGGGGCUGCUGGGGAAAAAAAAAACACAAGUGACCUUAAUAGCCGACUGCAGCCGUGUUCGUGGUCCGGCUGGUGAGUCGGAGGGGAGGAUUAGGAGAACAGAGGGGGGAGCGUUCAGCGCUUUGAAACAGAGGUGCUGAAACAGGCAACAGUGACAAAACACAGGCAACAAAAGGCCUUCGGCAAACAGCAAACAAAAGGAACCGUGACAAAACCUUCACAAAAGAAAUGCUGUGUUUUUCUCUCUUCUCCCCCUCGGUCUCUCUGCUGGUGUAUCGCUGUCUUUACUUCACACCUGGGCUUUCAUUCUCCACAUGUCACAGCAUCCAGAGCUCUUCUAGGCCUGCAGCGAUUCUCAGAUCUGAGGUCUGAAGGCGCUGCUGGCUUUUUCUCUGUACUUUUGUUUUUUGUCAAUUGUGACAACUAUGAUCUUGAUAUAAUCCAAAGCAAAAAUUCAACUGUAUCUAAAUUGAAAUCAGCAUUUUAAGUUAAAUGUUUUCUCACCCUUUUUUUUAAUAUGGAUCUGAAUUAUUGAUUAAAAAAAAUGUAUCACAGUAUGGACUGAUGUUCUCACCAGGCAGCAACAUUGGCAUUAAAAAAACUGUGACAUUCGAAAAAUUUCAUAUAAUCCAACAAUAUACAUCACGAUUAUAACUCUCUCUCCACCUCCAUACACUGCUAUUUUUCAGUUUAUUUCAUUUUCCAAAAAAGAGACAAAACCACAAAAUAAACAACUUUAAAAAUUAAUUUGACUUAGCAUUUUUUUCUGAUUUUCCACAGACAUUGUCUUAAUGUGACUACAAUAAAUAUGCAGUAACUAUGACAGCUGUAGUAUGGACAAAUAUUUACCUUAGUAUAAUACACUUAUUGCGUAUAAAUUGUUAUUUUGAGAUGAAACUAUUAUUACUUUUGGCUAACAGUGGGAAUUGAACAUCAGGAAAAUCUAUGUUCUUUACCGCACUAAAGCUCAUAAACGAACUGCUUAAGAUCACAGAUAAGUAAAGACAUACCUGACCCAUUUUAUUACACAUUGGAGUUUGAUUUUCAAAGUUAAUUGCAAAACAAUUUCCCUGUUUCUGUUCAUUUUACUGGCAGAAAGCCGCGCUGACCGCCCUGUCUGUCCUGCAUCCUCACAGCAAUUCACAACAUAAAAUAUAUCCAUCAAAAACAGCCUUAAGCCUUUAUUUCCAUCCAUACACAUUCCUACAGAAAAGAAUUUGGCUUAUUAUGAAUUCUUGAGGUACGAGAAUUAUACCUGUUCUCCUGGGGAACAAGUGGAAGAUUCAUCUCCUGAAGAAGAGGCUGAAUUAUCUUGUUAGCUUUGUUAUCAUCGCAAACAGAAACAACAGCGGUGAACUCGUCAUUUAAACUUUUUUGUUAUAUUUGUUCAAGUAUUAAAAAAGAAAAUCUCAGGCUCAA
Molecule: messenger RNA, 3752 nt
Organism: Acanthochromis polyacanthus (spiny chromis)
Lineage: Eukaryota; Metazoa; Chordata; Actinopteri; Pomacentridae
Gene: aifm5
Product: apoptosis inducing factor mitochondria associated 5
Exons: 19
Coding region: 296-1936 (546 amino acids)
Cellular component (GO): cytoplasm
Molecular function (GO): oxidoreductase activity, acting on NAD(P)H; 2 iron, 2 sulfur cluster binding; flavin adenine dinucleotide binding
Source: RefSeq, a predicted model, not a curated record